This is a messenger RNA of Coffea eugenioides, 1671 nucleotides long. RefSeq lists its product as uncharacterized. Lineage: Eukaryota; Viridiplantae; Streptophyta; Magnoliopsida; Gentianales; Rubiaceae. Bases 481 to 1455 code for a protein of 324 amino acids. The record is from RefSeq and is a predicted model, not a curated record. The transcript is spliced from 2 exons.
AUAGAUCCUUAAGAAAGCCCACGUCCCUAACGUUUACGCCAAAUUUGCCCCCUCUCCAAAAAAAACCAGAUCCUGUUCCGCGCCACCACUCCCCUCCCUUUCUGCGCCACCUCUCUACCCCAAAAAAUAAAUCCUGUUCCGUGACCGUUUGCUAGGAAAGCCCAUGUCCCUAACUUUUACGCCGAACUUGCCCCCUCUCCAAAAACCAGAUCCUAUUCCCGUCCACCACUCCCCCUCCCUUCCACCCUUCCCACGACUCCCCCAACACCCCCCUCCCCUUCCCACAAAAAAGACAGGCCCUGUUCCGCGACUGUUUGGUGGGAAAGCCGACAUUGUCACCAACCAUUCCCAUCCUCUUUAUCAAAAUUGAAAUCCCUCCCUAUAAACACCCUCAUAAAUUUUGAUCAUUUCUCAGCAAAACAUAUUUCAUGAUAAAAAACUUGGCCAAUAUUCAGCUACGUUCUCUACUUCUUCUUCACUAUGAUCGAGCCGGCCAAGCGGCUGGUCCCGGAAAGGCCGGUCCAACUAAAGUUGCCCACCUCCCAAAUCGAGCCUAGUUCAAGAUCUGAUAUAGAGGAGCAGAAGCUCCCGCCUACAACCGAUUUGCAACCUGAUGAUGGUGAUGAUCCUCGUGAUCGAGUCCCCGUUGAUAACAAUAACAUGACGAACUUGCCGUUGCUGUCGACAGUCAUUGGACACCUUAUCCGCCUGUGGAAGAGGGUCAAGUCAAUUCAACCUGAGUUGCCCCCCGCCCAACGAGAGCGUAGUGCAGGAUUUGAUAUAGAAGGGCAGCAGUACCUGCCUACUGCCGAUCGGCGACCUGAUGAUGGUGAUGAUCCUCGUGAUCGAGUCCCCGUUGAUAACAAUAACAUGACGAACUUGCCGUUGCUGUCGACAGUCAUUGGACACCUUAUCCGCCUGUGGAAGAGGGUCAAGUCAAUUCAACCUGAGUUGCCCCCCGCCCAACGAGAGCGUAGUGCAGGAUUUGAUAUAGAAGGGCAGCAGUACCUGCCUACUGCCGAUCGGCGACCUGAUGAUGGUGAUGAUCCUCGUGAUCGAGUCCCCGUUGAUAACAAUAACAUGACGAACUUGCAGUCGCUGCCGGCGGUGAUUGGACCUUGUUUUACCGCCAUUAGCAUUGGCAUAGCCUUGCAAUAUUUUCAAACGCUUGCACCCGUACCUGCAACCUUCCCGUUGUCAUGCAUGGCUAUCCUACUGAUGUUUUGUGCUUAUUGGGCAUCUAUUAUCCUACAACGCCAUUACCCCAAGGCAUCUAGUUUCAUGGGCCAAGUCUCAAUUCUCUUCGCCAUUAUUCCGGUUGUGUUAGUCUUCCCUGUUGAAUACCGAGCCAAGCUGAUAUUUAUCGCGGUCUUCAUCUUUGGAGGGCUCGUCAUAAAAGUCCUUCCGCUCGAGACUGGUCAUAGGCGUGCUUUGAACAUCCAUCCACAGCCAUGAUUGGCGGCAGGGUGGCGGAUUCAGAGAUAAAAGAGUCACGUUGACUAAAUGAAGACCUUAAAAAAGCAACUACAUAUAUACGAUUACACGAAGCAACUGCAAAAGAGAAAAAUAAUAAUAACAUAAUGUCGACAUUUCCAUAAGAGUCAAAAUAUACUAUUCUCUCGUCAAAAUAAUAAUAACACAAUGUUGACAUUUCCAUAAAAGUCAAAACAU